Molecule: messenger RNA, 1628 nt
Organism: Rubroshorea leprosula
Lineage: Eukaryota; Viridiplantae; Streptophyta; Magnoliopsida; Malvales; Dipterocarpaceae
Source: the annotation of a GenBank genome assembly
CAUUUUGCUGUUUAGCUUUUGGAAAAGUCACCGGUGUACCUGCACUCAAUCGCUGUCCAUCCGUUUUCGCAGAGACCGGGUAAUUUGCGAGAAUUCGAGUGUCUUUUUCUACCUUUCUUUGUUGUGAGAAUGUCUUCUGAAGAGACGCUUAGUGACGGCAGAGUGAAGGGAAGGGUUGAGGGGGUAGAGAGUAGGGAUUUGGGGGUGCCAUCGAACAUUUUGGAAAGAGAGGAUGGAAGAGAGCCGUGUUUCAACCCUGAGGAGGAAGUUGUUGGUGAGGUGGCAAGGUAUGAAACAAGUUUGGAGAAUAGGGGUAGUUUGGCCCAUUUGGUUGAGAACUAUGGAGUGCCUGGGCGUGUGUUGGUGAGGCCGGCGGGGAGUAGGGAGAGGGCGUGUUCGGCCCCAAGGGACCACUGGAUGCCUCUCUACUCUCAUUACCUGGCGGCUGGGUUGCGAUUUCCUCUCCCAGACCUAUUGGUGUGGUUGCUGUUAGAGUAUGGUCUAGGAUUGACGCAACUCACCCCGAACGCCGUAAGGUUGGUGGUGGCGUUUGCGGUGUAUAGCCGAAGUCGGGGGGUGAGUUUUCCUACCGCUAACGUAUUCAAGUACUUUUACAUCUUGAAUGCUGGGAGUGGUAGGGAAAAGGGGUGGUUUUACUUUACGGGCCGGGUGGUGGGUAGGCAGAGGAGGGGUUUAUUUAGCGCCGGGCCAUCUUCCAUCAAAGGAUGGAAAGAUAAAUUCUUUUUUGCGGAUGAUAUGGAGUGGGAUAAAACUGAUGCUGAGGUGGAACACUUGAGUCGUUGGAAGACGAAAGGGUUAAACCUUAAUGAGUAUAGUCUGACCUCGGGGGAGUUGGAAAAAGAGGGUGUGGGUUUGCUGGACAUUAUGGAGUACACGAGCCAGAGGAUGUUAGACGCGGCUGAGAUAUAUAGGCCGAGCUCGCAACUGGGAGAAAAGAUGAACAAGUUUUUGGACGCAGCUGGUGGAGCUGGGAUCCCAAAGAAGGGAAGAGGGAAGAGAGGCGAGGCCAGGAAGCGGGCGGAGGAGAUUUUGCACAACUUGGAAGGUUUACUCUUUGAACUAAAAGAAAAAUAGUUGCAGUGGGAAAAGUCAUGGACAUUCCUUCAAGUGCCGGUGCAUAAAAAAGUUUUGUUGUUAAAGGUGAGAAAUUAAAUUUAUAUAUUUUUUUGAAAAAAACAAUCUCUAAUGGGAUGUUUAACGUAUGGCUAAUUCACUCUGACAUCUACAUCCACCGGACUCUCCUUAUGAAUGGGUGUUAAGUUGCAACACAGAAUCAUCUUAAAUGAAGUUGCGGCGUUAAUAAUAUAUUGAUGUCUUAAGGAGAGGUGAGAUGCCGAUGCAACAGGUGCUUGGCAUUGGUACUUUUGAUAUACUUAUGGGUAUGUAAUGUUUAACUUAUACAACCAUUGGCAUUUUUGGAACACAUGAUUGUAAUACAUGGUUUUCACAUCAGUUUGUUGGAAAAUAUUUAGUUUUGGUUUGGGCAUUGUUUGCCAUGAAAGCAUUUAGUUUGUCAUUUGGGUUUUGGUUCAAUAUUUAUGUGUAAAAACUUAUUUACUGCUCUUUCAUCGUCUGUGGCAUCCUGGUAAUAAAUUGAACUAGCAGAU